AUGGUGUUUGUCACCCAGCUGGGCCAGGGCUCCUCCACAGCCCGGCCAGGGCUGGCAGCGGAGGUCCCGGACCCAUGCCUGCGCACCCCACUGCACACCCGCUUCAGCCUGGACGGCGGACGAUCCCGGGAGCUGAGCAGGUUUUACCGGCUGACCCAGCAGCACCGUGAGUUUUACCGGGACAAGAGCGGGAUGCUGCACCUUCUUCCCUACUUUGUGCUGCCUUCAAAGGAAAAGGAGGGAUAUCCUCAUCCCCUUGACCUACUUCGGGUGCACGUGGGGGACUCCGGAGCAGGCAGAGCCAGCGGGAGCUCGGGAAUUGGGAGCCCCGAGGUCGCAUCAGCCCAGUGCAAGAAGAGCCGCUGGCAUUUGCCACCAGUGUCACCGGUGAACGUGCCGACCUACCAGACCUUCCCCUCGGGGAAGAUGGUCACCUCCCAGGAGAGAGAGAUCCGAGACAGCUUUUUCGAGUACUGA
Molecule: messenger RNA, 477 nt
Organism: Gavia stellata (red-throated loon)
Lineage: Eukaryota; Metazoa; Chordata; Aves; Gaviiformes; Gaviidae
Gene: CIMIP2C
Product: ciliary microtubule inner protein 2C
Exons: 5
Coding region: 1-477 (158 amino acids)
Source: RefSeq, a predicted model, not a curated record